GAAUUAUUUCACUUCUUCGAUUCCAGAACGUUCUCGUAAUUUGUGGCAAUUUUGGUUCGAAGCGCAAAGAAGCUCGUUACGUCAAUUAGACUAUUUAAGGCUUCGCAAGGUUUCACGUGGCUUCUACACGAUUCGUUGGUGAUUCGUUGGUGGCGGUUUCGUCAUACCCCUCUACGUCAUUCUUUCGAAAAGGGAAAGGUGAGGCAUGUAUAAAAACCUUAAACACGCGAACACACCGGUCAUUCAACCAGAACGAACUUCUUCAUUGUAUGCAUACACGGUGAUUUUGCCUGUAGCAGGACACGAAAACGUACUUGAAGCACCUUUACGGAAAAUAUUUAUCAGAAGAAUUUAGUGUUUUUGUCUCUAGUUCUCGUACCGCGUGUGCUUUUUAUUUUGUUGGUUUUGUUUUCUUCGUUCGGUGUUUUUGUUCUGAGAUUAUCUUCUUGUCCUGUGAUUUUGUGUUAUUUAGACUCGUUUUUACUGUGUUUGCGUGUUAAAACGCGUUCGUCAGUCGAUUCACAAGCAAUUCCCGUGAUUUCAUUUGCAUUUGCUUUGAAAGCGUGAAACGCCUUGUCCAUGGACUCUCACCAAGAAACGCAGGAAAUUGAUCAACAAUUGAUUGCUUCAGAUACCACAGGGACCGCUUCUUCGUCCGUGGAAGUCUCAGCUGAUGCUGAAAAAAGUUCCAUCCAGCCUGCUGUUGAAAACGGUGAUGCGAACGACGUUACUGAGGGCAAGGAGCAGAACGAUUUGUCCUCGGCUCUGAACGAUGAAAAAGCACCAUCGACACAACCGCUUGGCUCGUCUGCAGCCUUGUUGGGGUCUCAUGUUGAUGCAGCUGCGGAUUCGUCGAACCCACAAACGGGAACAGAUACAUCAGGUGCACCUCCUAUCUAUGGAGAAAGUACCAAUAAUGGAAAUAUUGUGCCGAAAUCCUCUGUAGAAGCAUCAGUCGACGCGCAGUCGUUUCCCCAGGAACGUUCAUUGACGCCAGACAACGAACCGAACACAGAUUCUCCUCCGUAUUCCCCGUCCGCCAACCCGAUAUCCUUUUCUCCGUCCGUAAACAACACGUUUCCUUCCGUGCAAGGUGGGCAACCGAGUGAGCUACCGUCUGUCGAGUCACUUGAACCACCUGCCCAACCUUCCAACAUUGAUAUCCAAGCAAUACUCUCUGCUUUAGUACCUUCCGCCACCAGUCUCUCGGCUUCAGCUCAGCCGACUUCUGUACAAUCUUCCUCGGCUGUCCAUGAUGCUAAGGCUCCAUCCUUUCCACAUACCCUUGCAAGUCCCAUUGACAGUAUGAGUAGCUAUAGUCACUUUACCAACACGGCACAUUCUUCCUCCAUUGCCUCUGUAUCGUCGUCUGUUGAACACUCUCCCCUUCUGUCUAUAAAGGAAAUAUCUUCGGCUCCCGAAGGACAAAAUACUCGUAAAAAUGGCGAAAACAAGGACAUUGUAUACCGGUUUCAGCCCAGUGAUGAGCCUGCGUAUCAACAGUUUCUUGAGACGGAAAAGAAAAUUAUGUCCUCCUGGUACCCAGGACAAUUCCCAGAUGCUUCUCGUCUUUUUCUAGGCAAUCUGCCACCAGAAAAGGUAUCAAAGCGUGAAGUUUGGAAGAUUUUUGAAAAAUACGGUCGCUUGGCUCAGAUUUCAUUGAAGCAAACUUACGGAUUUGCUCAAUUCUUUACUAAUGAAGAAUGUGCUGCAGCCUUGCACUCAGAACAAGGCACUAUGCUACAAGGACGCAAGCUUCAUUUGGAUACGUCAAAGCCGCAGAAAAAGUAUCAGCAGCAAAUUGGUGCUUUGAAACGUUCUCGUCGGUCACGGUCGCCGGAGCGACGUUCUGCUUCUCCAUCAAGACUUAGGGGCAAGAGGGAUCAGCGUUCACGCUCACCGAACAUAACGCAUUUUCAUGAAUUACGAACACCAGAAGAGUACAGCAUGUCGAUGAGACAUGCUGUUCCCGAUUGUCAGAUUGUUGUUACAGAUGAUUGUGCACGGACGUUUGUACGGUAUGUGGAAAAAGUGUUCCGUACACAUUUUCUCAGCACCGAUACAAUGUAUCUUUCCUCACAGACAUCUCUCUCGUCUAUUGUGCGUCAACUCUUACUCGAAAAUGUGAUGGCUAUACUAUACAUCAAUACAAACCUGGAACGUUCGGGAAAGGUGUCCCUACAAAUAUUCAAAAAGACAUCAAAAGAAUUUGAAAUUCAUUACGAUGAGUAUACAAAUAUUGAUGCUCCUAUUGCCGCUGAGCUACUGGCUCGCGCAAAAUCUAAUGCUUUGCAGUACUCUUCUGCAAUGCAAGUGAGCAAUACAAAUAAUUCGUAUAGCCCACAAAAUGCUGUUCUCCAGCAAGCAGCAGGAUUAGCAAACCCAAACCUUGCUAAUAUUAUUGGCGGUUUGAGUGUGUCAGGGCUACGACAACUCGUUACUACUUUGCUUACUUCGUCUGCGCUUCCCUCUUCCUCCCCUUCAAGUUUUCCGUUUCCUUCUUCAUUAAAUCAAGUAUCAAAUUCGAAUCCGAGUUUGUACUAUGAAAACGCUGCGCAGGCCUCUCCCCCUGUUUAUGAUCCAAACACUCAGUCACCUCCCUCGCAAUAUCCAUUCAUUUCUGGUUUCGGCGUUCCUGGUCCUUCUAACAUGAGUGCUGCUGCGUCUCAAGCCCAACAACAGUAUCAAGGAAUCAUGGAAAACUUGGCCAAGUUGCAACAGCAGCACUAAUGUUCGUUUCUAGCACUGGUUCUUAAUACAUCUCAGCAACAAAAACGGUUGUUACCGUUCUAGUCUUAAAAGAUUGCCUUGUAAUCUAUCACUGAAAAGUUGUCAUCUUUUUCGUUUCGUUUCCCAGUACAAUCCGGUACAUUCAUUUUAGUUUGGUCGUUUCUACACUUCAAUCAUUCCUCUUUCAAUUAUCAUCUUCCUAUUACCUUUUGUAAGCUUAUUUCCUUGAUUGCGUGUGCCAAUGAUGUCGUUUAUUUAUUGAAAUUGCUGCUACUAAAGAAAAAAUAAAUAUGUGAAAGAAAUGACAUUACAGCUUUUUCCGCUAUGUUGAACCUAGAGAAAGUGGGAUACUCAACGCACCAUAUUAGCGUAAGUUGUGCUUUUGUUGAGAUAAUGGGUAAGCAUGUGUACAUGUUGGAAUAUGCAAGCGUUAAAUAGAAAGAAAAUAGAGGGGGAAUGCGAAACAAAACAUUUCAAUAGACACAUCGCUUAGAAGUCAUCACCAAAAGAACGAGAACAGGUGCAAGCGAACAAACAUUGAGAACGUUCAAAAAAAAAUGCGUUCAUCUAAGCAUCAUUAGAUUCCAUGAGUGCGACGUUUUCCAACUCUUCGGGUGAGGCAGAAUUUCUAUCGCGCUCAGUGGUAGAAAGGGUCGUACUCGCAUUUGAAACACGUCUUCCCUUCCUGGAAUAACCGUACGCAGAACGACGCAGGGAAGUUUCACGCGAAGGGGACUUGGAAUUCUCAGGCAGUGACUUCAAAACACUAUCUUCCGUUUGCGUUUCUUGUACGGCAGUAGCAUCAUCUGUCAAGGAAAGCGAUUCAAUUGAUGGAGGACGUUGGUAAGGAUCAGCAGAGAUAGAAGAAUCGAUAGACACACUUCUUCCGGUUAUGCUAGCCUUUCUAUGAGAAGCGGCGGAACGCUUGAGUUCGGUAAAAAUAAGAGGCCCGUUCGACAGCAAGUCAAAUGCAAGCUUCUGAGGAUGCUUGUCAUGCUGCGUAGCCACAGUCCAAGUCUCUGGUCGCAGGAAACAGAGCGAAAAAACGACGGAUACUCGGUUUAUAAAUUCCGAGCUGGCAUCGUUCGUUGUUAGCGCAUUUAAGCGACUCAGAUGAGUUAUAAUGGCAUCGAGAGCCGCAAUAUUUACAAUUCUCAGCUGGCUCAACAUGCUUUGGACAAGUCGGUUGCGCAUCGUUUCAUCGGCUCCAUGAUUGACAUAUAUAGAACGUACGACCUCAUAGAACUUCGAAGGUAUCGGAGAGUCGGGAAGCUCAAGAAGAAAGAGUUUGAGCAAGCCGACAAUCACCUGAGGAUCGUAAUGUGUCAGAAUCUCACGACUUAUGCCAUU
Molecule: messenger RNA, 4080 nt
Organism: Schizosaccharomyces japonicus yFS275
Lineage: Eukaryota; Fungi; Ascomycota; Schizosaccharomycetes; Schizosaccharomycetales; Schizosaccharomycetaceae
Product: poly(A) binding protein Nab3
Exons: 3
Coding region: 580-2730 (716 amino acids)
Molecular function (GO): RNA binding; nucleic acid binding
Source: RefSeq, a predicted model, not a curated record